AACCCAGUCCAGUAUGUAGAACCGUCCACUCACAUUAAAUCCCACAAUUUCUUACACACAGUUUGAUAACUAUGUACAUAUUCUUACUGUCACUAAAAAUUGUGUCAUGCAUAUAUUUACAUGUUUAUCCCAAGUAAAACAAAUAAGAAAAAAGUCCGUUUCGGCUAAAACGUAUUCGUUAUAAAUACAUACGUGUUACUUAAAUUACGUAACGACGGUUUAUUCACCCGAGAUUCACUAUAGAAUAGUCACAACGUCUUACAAAUUCAACCAACUGGACGACCUUUCCUGAAAAUUAAGCUUUCUUCCCAACCGGCAAAAAUUCACAUUUCCAAAUCAUGACAUCGCCUCUUGAGAAAUCGGACCCCAAAUCCGUGCCCACACCCGACGUCGACACCAAUUGUGACAUCCUCCUCUCCAAAAACUUGACCGAGCCCGAAUUGGACUUCAUCAUUUCCAUUGUGCAAAAAAAUUCGGAUCUUAUAACGGAAAAUGAAACUCUAAAGGAGGAAGUCGCCCAGCUUCGUGAGGAGCUAUCAUCUCGUCGUCAAGGCCAAAAUCAGGUGGAAGACGUGGACUCCGCAUUUCUCGAGUACAUCGAAAAUUUAAAGGUCGAACAUGGCAAAAAGUUUAAAAAUCUGAUCGAGUCUCACCGCAAGGAAAUGGCCGACCUCAAUCGAGCCCUGGAUGACCUCCAAUUUACCCACAAUGCUCUCAAAUCUGCCCACGCCGACGAGAUCACUACCAUCCUCGCCACGUCUGAAUUGGAAUACUGGACACUGACCAAGGAUCACGAAUCCCUCACGACUGAUAUGCUCGCAUCCCUUAGUGCGGGGUUGGAACAGUUGCGACACGAUUUCGAAAGUGAUCAGGAAAAAGGGGGAGAUAAAUUGAGAAAUGGGAAUUCUGGGGUUAGAAUUUGGGCAGAAUUUCGAGGCCUGCCCGACACUUCUCGAGCCAUUAUUGUCGCAGCGAUUGGAACGAUGUCAAAUUUUCUCAAGGUCACGUGGGAGUUUAUCGAUUGGCUCUGGCCAAAGUUGAUCGCGGCUGUCGCAGCAAUCCAAACCAUCGUCGUCAAUCAUUCCCCCGUUGUUAUCGAAUUUCUUAAUUCACGACAAUUUCAACGUUUCGUUUUGGGGUGGGGGCGAGGCGACAAUUUGGAGAUCUUGGUUGCUGAGCUAGUUGCUGGACUUGGAGGGGCAAAUGGUCAAAUGUUGGGGAAAUUGACCCCGUUGGUGUUCACAGUUGUGAAGAAGUUUAUCAAGUGUUGUUAAGAGUAAGAUAACCUGGGAUUAGUCAGUAUGUAUGAUGCAGUAAUUAGCAAUUUAGGUUUAACUUUAUUACCGGUAAAUCCAUGUAGUUGCAAUUUAGUAAUAAGUAGUUACAUAUUCUUUGUAAUACAUAAUCUUAUCUUGGAAAUUCCAAGUUGGAAUGCACAGUAGGCUGUGUAACUUUUGUAAAGUAUUUUAAGAAGGUUAACAUAUGUAAGUACGUAAAGAGCUCUCUUCAAUCCGUUGUCCGUGGAAGUUUGUAAAAUAAAUUUGUUAAAAUUAUGUAUUUUCUAAAUCUGUGUACACUUAAAAUACAUAUUAUUAUAAUUUUUUGAAUAGAUGCAAGUUAUGGAGUUACCGGAAUUGUUACAAGUAAUGGGAGUGAAUUACUCACAUUUAUUAUUUUAAUUAUGUAUAUUACUGCUUUGUUUAGCAUUAGCAUGCUGCUUCAAAUUUUGAAAAAGAAAAAUAAAUGAAU
Molecule: messenger RNA, 1749 nt
Organism: Folsomia candida
Lineage: Eukaryota; Metazoa; Arthropoda; Collembola; Entomobryomorpha; Isotomidae
Exons: 4
Coding region: 339-1274 (311 amino acids)
Source: RefSeq, a predicted model, not a curated record